Molecule: messenger RNA, 2883 nt
Organism: Amphibalanus amphitrite
Lineage: Eukaryota; Metazoa; Arthropoda; Thecostraca; Balanomorpha; Balanidae
Product: src substrate cortactin-like
Exons: 11
Coding region: 137-1942 (601 amino acids)
Biological process (GO): regulation of actin filament polymerization
Cellular component (GO): actin filament; plasma membrane; site of polarized growth
Molecular function (GO): actin filament binding
Source: RefSeq, a predicted model, not a curated record
UUACAAGAGUGACGUUUGAUGCGGUGUUGGGUGUGACGGGUGUGACGCUCCUGUCUUCUCUCUUCCGGCGCGAAGUAUAAGGCACUUGUCCCUUUUUAAUUUUGAUUUGACGAGGUCGAAACGUACGCUGCUAACAAUGUGGCAGGCUACAGUUGGUCGAGAUGUCAAGAUCCAGCAAGAUACUCCGGAUGAUGACUGGGAAACUGACCCUGAUUUCGUCAACGACGUCAGUGAGCAGGAACAAAGAUGGGGAAGCAAGACAGUCGAAGGAUCCGGAAGAACGGCAGGAAGUAUUGACAUGAAAAAGCUGAGAGAAGAAACUGAAAGGGCUGAUCAGGAGUUGAAGAAACAAGUUGGACCAAAAAGUUCCCAUGGAUAUGGAGGGCAGUUUGGUGUGGAAAAAGACAGGAUGGACAAGUCGGCUGUCGGCCACGAUUACCUGGAGAAGGUGGACAAGCACGCCUCUCAGAAGGACUACUCUACGGGCUUCGGCGGCAAGUUCGGCGUUCAGUCAGACCGUCAGGAUAAGUCGGCCGCCGGCUGGGAUCACGUGGAGAAGCUGCAGAAACACGACAGUCAGAAAGACUACAAGGCGGGCUUCGGCGGUCAGUUUGGCGUGCAGAAGGACCGACAAGACAAGUCGGCCGCCGGAUGGGACCACGUCGAGAAGGUCGAAAAGCACUCGUCGCAGAUCGACUAUUCGAGCGGCUUUGGUGGCAAGUUUGGCGUUCAGAAGGACCGACAGGACAAGUCGGCAGCCGGCUGGGAUCACCUGGAGACCGUCGACAAACAUGAGAGCCAAAAAGACUACAAGACCGGCUUUGGCGGCAAGUUCGGCGUUCAAACGGACCGCCAGGAUAAGUCUGCCGCCGGCUGGGACCACAUCGAGAAAGUGGAGAAACACGAGAGCCAAAAGGAUUACGCUAAGGGCUUCGGUGGCAAGUUCGGCGUCCAGUCGGACAGACAGGACAAGUCGGCCCACGGGUUCGGUGAGGGUGGCGAGGAGCGUGUCGGCACCAACUACCAGCCCACCAAGCCGGACAAGGACGUGGGCGGUUCGGUGAAGGCCUCCAACCUGCGCUCUCGGUUCGAGAACAUGGCCCGUCAGAGUGAGACCGAGGCCGCCCAGCGUGCGGAGGAGGAGCGUCAGCGCCGCCAGCAGCGCGACGCCCAGGAGAAGGAGCGCGCCGCCGAGCAGGAGCGCUCCAGGAGGGAGCAGCUGCGCCAGGAGGAGGAGCGCAAACAGGCGCUCCUCAAGGAGGGCGAGGAGCAGGCGGCGACCGCGGCGGCGCUCAGGGAAAAAGCGGAGGAAGAGAGGCGAAAGGCGGAGGCGGAGGCGGCUGCUGAGAAGGACAGACGAGAGGCGGCCGCUGCUGAAGAGAGGCAGCGGGCGGCUGCAGAGGCGGCGGAACGGCAGAAGGCGGAGACUGAGAGACAGAAGGCGGAGUCUGAGAAGGCUGCUGCGGCGGCGGCCGAGGCGGAAAGAGCGCGGAAGGCAGAGGAGGAGAGAGCACGGCGGGAGGAGGCAGAGCGGAGGGAGCGGGAGCAGCAGCGGCUGCAGGAGGAGGAGGCUGCACGCCGCGCCGCCGAGGAGCAGGCGGCCAGGAGGCAGCGCGAGGAGCAGGAGGCGGCGCGCAGGAAACAGCAGCAGGAGGAGGAGAGGAUGAAGCAGGAAUCGCUGGCGCAGCUGGAGGAGGCGCAGCGGAACGCCGAGGAGGAGCUGCAGAGGAUGAGGGACCAGCAGGCCGCGGAGGUUGGCAUCCCUCAGACUGGAGUGUCGGCGCGGGCGCUGUACGACUACCAGGCCGCCGAUGACGACGAGCUUACCUUCGAUCCGGAUGAGGUCAUCACCAAUAUCGAUAAGAUCGACGACGGCUGGUGGCGCGGGGAGUGCCGCGGCAUGUACGGCCUCUUCCCGGCCAACUACGUCGAGCUUCUGUAGACGACGGGGCCUGUGUCCGCUCACAAAACAGCCCGCUCAGUUUAUACACAGUCCUGGGUGAGCCACCGCAACGAAAUACCGGCCGCCACACCGGACCGGUAGGCAUUUGUUAUGUAUCGGUAGUGUAUAUUUUGUAUUGUGUAUGCGUGACGUAUCAAUGGCUUCACUGAUAUCGCUUUCUAUGCCAUAGAACAGAAGAGACUGUUCCCAUAAAAGCUUCCAAGCUUGAGAUGAGAGGUGUGGUAAUCUUCUUGCGAGGCGGGCUUGGCCCUCAAGGUGUUGUCUAGAUCUUGCCUAAUUAUCGUGGUUAGUGGAUGAGAUUUUUCGCCGCGCUCAAGUAUCCAGUCUGGAUAGAAUGAAUCAUUGAUGAGUGUUUGAGAGCUUUAUUCCUAAUUUUUCUAGUGUGAAACUAUCUGUGACGAUAUGAUCGAGGAACAACCUUAGCCGUCAUAUGACACGAUCACAACCGAGACGAGGCGGUGAAAUAGAACAACUGAUUGUUAUUUCUCUAAAUAUUCGUACAGGCAUCGUGAAUUCGUAAUGUUUACAAUCAAGCGAUGGAACUGAAUACGCGACGACGCACUUUUGAAUGGUUGGCACAGGGUGUUACCAACAAUGGGCUUUCGCGAUUUUUCAUGCCGAACUUCGGGUUAUUUCGGGCCUCGAAACGUGCGAAUUGAACCGUGUGUAACAGACGCUGUCAACACGCAUUCAUCUUGUCAAUUGACCGGCGUUGAUUACGGCUCUGAAGUGCUGUUCUGUGCUACCGCUGGCUUUGAUACUCGGCGCGGCGAGUGUAAUUGUGCCUGAUCAGGGCCAACCGCGGAAACCCGUUCACUGUCAGAGCCAGCGAGCGGCGCCGGGGCCAGAACUUUGUCAUCAUCGUUUUACCACGCAUCGAUUAUUAUUUAAUAAUAAACAAUCUGCCCCACACGGGUCAA